Molecule: messenger RNA, 1969 nt
Organism: Eucalyptus grandis
Lineage: Eukaryota; Viridiplantae; Streptophyta; Magnoliopsida; Myrtales; Myrtaceae
Product: interferon-related developmental regulator 1
Exons: 13
Coding region: 410-1741 (443 amino acids)
Source: RefSeq, a predicted model, not a curated record
UAAAAUCCUUCGCCGCUUGCGUUUGCUUGCUUCCUCCUCUUAUUUUGCGUCGAACGCGAGGCUGCCCUCCCCCCUAAAUCCUCUCUCUCUCGCUCGCUCGCUCGCUAGCUCGCUCCCUCUCGUUCGCUCGAUCUAAGAAUCGAUCUCUCUCUCUCUCUUUCUUUGUUGAAACGAUUAAUGGAUACUUCAUCCCUCGAUCUGAGCCUGCUGUUGUGUUGCCUCGUCUUCGUCCAGCUCGAUUCCAUCGCUCUCUUGCUUGCCAAGUCUUCCCAUCCUCAGAUUUUUAGUCAACCCUGUAUUCCCUCUUUCUGACUAUAGGAAAAAAAAAAAAAAAAGAAACACAGAGGGAAUCGGUAGGAAUUUCGUGUGUAUUUCUUCCCCUGGAGCCGGCGUCGUUGCGGAAGCAGCAAUGGGGAAGCGUAGCUCGCAGCGUAAACAUGCUGCAAUGUUGGAUAGUGAUGAUGAUAAUAGUAGUGUAAGUUCGUCGUCGGAUGCCCGUUCGGACCACAUGUCAGUCAGUGCGAACGAGGAAGUACAGCUUGAUAAAGAUAGGUUGCUUGAUGAAGCUCUUGAUGCUUUGUAUGAGAAGAGGGGUUCUACACGGGAGAAAGCAUUGUCAGCAAUAAUUGAGGCUUUCAAUAGUGGCCUGCAGCACGAGUUUGUGGAAAAGAAAUUUGCUACCUUACUGCAUCCGUGCAUAACUUCAAUAAAGAAGGGUUCUGCCAAAGAGGUAUCAUUGGCAUCACAUGCUAUUGGGCUGUUGGCUUUGACCGUUGGUUGUGGUGAUAAUGCUCGGGAGAUUCUGGAAGGAAUUUUUCCUACACUACCACAGGCUCUCAAAAUAGGAGCUGAUUCCUCCAAAAUAUCUGCGUUGUUGGAGUGUCUGGCUAUUGUCACCUUUGUUGGAGGAAAUGAUCCUGCUGAGACAGAGAGGUCAAUGCAAAUUAUGUGGCAGCUGGUGCACCCAAAACUUGGUUCCAAUGUGGCCGGUGUUAAACCUUCGCCGGCAGUAAUAACAGCUAUGGUUUCUGCUUGGGCUUUUCUCCUUACAACCAUAGACGGUUUGAGUCUUGAUCCAAAAUAUUGGCAAGAGUCUAUUUCAUAUUUAUCUGGAUUACUAGAUAAGGAUGACCGAUCAGUCCGCAUUGCUGCUGGGGAGGCAUUAGCUGUGAUUUUUGAGAUUGGAAGCCUUGAAAAGUUCUGUUCUCAAGUUAAAGGUGCUGGUGGCGGCUCCACUCAAGAGGGAAAGGAGUUGGCGCACAUGCAUGGUUUGAGAGGAAAAGUUUUGAACCAAGUCAGAAACCUUGCAGUGGAAGCAGGCGGUAAAGGUUCUGCCAAGAAAGAUCUAAAUAGCCAGCGCAACCUGUUUAAGGAUAUCCUGGAAUUUCUUGAGCAUGGAGACUCUCCUGAGACCUCAAUGAAGAUAGGUGGAGAUGCUUUACAGACAUCAGAUUGGUGUCAGUUGAUACAGUUGAACUUUCUAAAGCACUUCCUCGGUGGUGGUUUUGUGAAGCACAUGCAGGAGAACGAUCUCCUUCAUGAUAUUUUUGGCUUUGCUCCGAAGAAAAAGUAUAAUUUAGGAGCUGAACACCAAAUGUCUAGUGGUGAAAAGAGGUUGUUCAGGUCCCCAAACUCUGUCCUUAACAAGGCGAGGACCCAAUUCUUGAACAAGCAGCGCAUGUUGUCCAAGGGUAGAAACGUUGGGCGAUUUGCAGUGGGUGCAGCCGACGAUGAACUCUGAAUUGGGUAGUGCUCACUACCAAUUUAUACUUUUCUGCCGUAAUUUGACUUGGCAGUUUUAAGGCUAAUGCUCGAUGAACUUGGUCUCAUACUCCAUAGGUCCCAUUUUAGAUUCUGCUUUCAUAUACGUGAUUUGGGCACUCAUUGCCAAUUGCCCAUGUUUAAAAGUUCACUCUUAUUACACUAUCGGUUGAAAAAGGUGUAUGCCAUUCUUUAUUCUCUGUCGUUA